ACUGCAAAGCACUGCGGGAUGUUAGUCGCGCUGCAGUCUUAUUUGGGAUGAGGAGCAAGUCAGUAGGGGGACCUUAAAGUUGGCUGAGGAGAAAGGCGAGAGAAGUGUCUUAUUCCUUGUGUGCUGCGGGUGGAGUGUCCAAGAAGAUAAGGAUUAGUCAGCAGUGUUGACGGUAUCCAUUAACAAGAUACAACUUGGAAAAAGAGUAACACUGGAAAGUUGGGAGGUUCAUGUUGCUGCAAAGCAAUUUACUUUGGAUUUGUGAUUUGAAAGAGUUUCUUCUUUUUUACUUUUUUUUGGACGGGAAAACUGGAUUAACAAAGAGGAGCCAGAGGGAUUAGGAAACUUCACGGACUCCACUUCCAGAAUGACGACCCGUGGUUACUCUCAAAGCCUUUUCCUGCUGCUGCUGUGUCUCUUCCAUGGCUCUGGGCAGACCUGUCCAUCCAUGUGCCUGUGUAUUUCUGAUACAGUAAGCUGUAGCUCUAGCGGCCUGAUGAGGUUACCAUGGUCCCUGCCCUCCUUCUCUGUCACCCUUGAUGUCAGCCACAACCACCUGUCCUGGCUGGGUCCAAGCAGCUUCCAGAACAAGAUGCCCAGACUGGAAAACCUCUGGAUGGCCCAUAAUCAAAUCAGCACACUGAGUCAUGGUGUGUUUCAAAAUGUCUCUGGGCUCAGGUAUCUUGACCUAUCUUCCAACAAGCUGCAUGUGGUGGAGCAGCACUAUUUCCAUGGGCUGUGGAGGCUGGAAGAGCUUCGUCUCUUCAAUAAUAAAAUCACACAGGUAGAGGCUGGCACACUUAGCGGUCUGAGCAGCUUAAAAAAGGUCUACUUCAGCUUCAACCAGAUCACACACUUUCCUUUCUUCUCCAUUCGAGAUCACAGUCAUCCAUUCCUAGCCAUGCUAGACCUCUCAUCCAACCGUAUGACACGUCUACUAUGGGAGGAUGUGAAAGCUUUGCCUGGUUUGGUGCAGCGGGGACUGUAUCUCCACAACAACUCUCUGAUCUGUGACUGCUCCAUGUACAGUGUGUUUUGGCACUGGAAUCUAAGGGGUUACAAUUCAGUUAAGGACUUCACAGAUGAGCACACCUGCAACAUUUAUGGGGAUCCACGAGCAUCCAUCCGAUUCCUACAUCCGAACCGCUUCUUCCUCAACUGCUCUGUGGAAACAACAGUCAUGCAGCCUGUGACAGUUCUCCUCUCCAAUUUGUUGGUUUUAGAGGGAGACAGAGUGCGUCUCGACUGCCAAACAACCCUGAGUGGUACAGAUCUCUCAUUUACAUGGCUCUCCCCAAGGAAAGACUUUAUCACACUGACUAGUAUUAAUGACACACUGAUUAGCAUGUUUUCUAAUGGUACCUUGGAGAUUAAAGAAAUCUCUGUCAAUGACUCAGGUCUGUACCUAUGCACAGCUGUGGACAUUAAACAGGACUUGAAUGCAACUCGGGAGGUGAAUGUGACCGUGCUGCUCCCUGCAGCAGAGUCAUUCAACACUGGCUACACUACAUUGCUAGGCUGUAUAGUGACUUUGACGCUUAUCCUUGUGUAUCUUUUCCUAACUCCAUGUCGCUGCAGCUACUGCAAAAAGCCAGCAGCAACCUAUAACCACAGCAACCUAUCAUCUGUUUUCUUCUCCUCCACAAGAGAUCGACCCAAACCUGAAAAUAUAAAGCAUGUAUCAUUCAUGGACCCCAUGAUGAGUGAAGAAGGGGCAGAAUGGACAAUGGUCACAUGAAAGUUAUUCUUCUACAAACUAUUUAUUUGUGUGUGUGUGUGUGUGUGUGUG
This is a messenger RNA of Melanotaenia boesemani (Boeseman's rainbowfish), 1789 nucleotides long. RefSeq names its product amphoterin-induced protein 3. The record is from RefSeq and is a predicted model, not a curated record. Gene Ontology annotation, cellular component: plasma membrane. The transcript has 2 exons. Bases 368 to 1738 code for a protein of 456 amino acids. NCBI's taxonomy places the organism in Eukaryota, Metazoa, Chordata, Actinopteri, Atheriniformes, Melanotaeniidae. Gene Ontology annotation, molecular function: protein binding.